GUUCCUUCAUUUUAUAAGACUAUGAAGAAGCUCAGGGGGUUAAUACACUCAUUCUAUAUAUCUGGAAAGCUAAACGCAGAAAAUCACUGAAACCUUACCACCGAGCUUAAUAAAGUGAAGAAAGAAUUGAUUUUAUCUCAGAUUGAGCUACAAAACUUUUUAGUCAAGAUGAUGGAAACUGGAAAUCAAGCAGAAAAGCCUGACGACCAGUUCGGAAAUAACUGAGAGAAACUCCUUAAAGUAGAAGGGGAAGCAGAGUUCAAGAAAGGCAUGUCUUCCAGUUCCUUCCAGCAGGUUAAGAAAUUAGCCCUAGCAGUCAGUGAACAGAUUUUGAAUUUUGAGUAUGAUAGUAUUAAUACUAUUAAUGAUAUUAAGAAGGAUAAUUCAUGAUUUCUGAGAAUAUUGAUUCGAGAUUGACUCCUUAACUGGAGUAGGAAAGAGCAAGAAGCGUUUGCUGAAUACAUAGCCACAUUUUUAGUUCCUAAUCAUUUGAUGUAUCAAGAUUAUUACUCACAAGAAGGUGUGAAUAAUUUUUAUUCACUUCUUCAGCUCAUAGUUGGAAUCGACAUUCAGCAUAAUUUUCAGAAAAACCAGAUAUCAACUUAUUUUAAGAAAAGUUUUACAGUCGUGCUUUUCCAGAAGUUAUGAGAUACUUUCGAUGGCCAGCAGUUUGUCUCUGAGCAAUUUCAGAGUGUUUUUGAUCAAAUCGACCUAAAAAUUUUGGAGAAUCAGGAUUUGAACCAACUUUCUGAGGACGUUCAAAGAACACAGACUAUGGACAGCCAGUGGAGUAUUAGUAAGACAGGUGAAAAAUUAAAGCAGCUAAAAAAACUAAGAAGGAACAGCUUCUCAUCCUUCCCCCAGCUUGAUGUCGAAUCUCUCGUGUUCAGAAUCGAAGUAGAGAAAUGUCAGAAAUAAAAUAAGGAAAAGGAAAAAUUCUUUAAAAGGUGAGACCUUAAGAGAUCUGAUUCAUAAACCUCGAAAUGAUAGUAAAAUUUAUUCAAUUAUUUCAAAAUUUGAUCCAAAGAACCAACAGGAGAGCAAUGCAUCUCCAGAGAAAGUGCUUGAACAUUGCUCUGGAGUAAUUGGUCAGAUUUUGGAUCAGGUCUCUAAAAUUCCUCCAAAGCUGCCAUACGCGCUUAAAUGUAUUUUGUUCAUGAUCAGAUCGAAGAUUGACGAGUAUUUUGGAGAAAACAUAUCAGAAGACCACCCUGUAGUCCGGACUGGGUUCAUAUCUUUGAUAUACAAGACAUGGAUUGGCAGAUGAUUGUUCAAGACUCCAUUUAACCAGUCUUUGCUUGGUUCUUAUCCCACAAAAGGACUAGAGAUUAUCUUUGAUCAAAUUAACUUGUUGACCAACCACAUUUUGGACCAUAAAACUUCAAUAUUCGGAGAGAAUAACCCUAUAUUUGACUUUUUUGAAGAUGAUAAAUAUCAGCAUUUUGGUUCUCAGCUUAUAUACGCCAUUUGUGACUUGGAGGUGCAGAAGUAUGAGCAACCAAAGUCGAGCAUUGGGCUGAAAACAGAUGUUUGAAUAAGCAAAGGUCUUGUAUACCGAAUUUGAGAGAGCAUACUUAGAAACAGUGACGAGGUCGAAGGCAAGCAAGAAAGGGCACUUAUUGAGAGCAUCCAGUACCUUAACGAGCACGAGUCUCUUCUUCUGCAAAUUGCAGGAGUGAAAGACAAAGAGAUUAAAGUACGGGCUAAUUGCAGCAAACUGGCUCCCUCAACUAGAGAUUCCACACAGGUCGGAUUCGAGUCAACCUCCAAGAAUCAUAGUGUUAUUAAUUUGGAUAACUAUGAAGAAAUUGAGACUGAUUAUGUUGAAAAUCCAGAGGAAUUUGAGAAGGCUGAUGAUUUUGAUAUGAUUAUGGCUGACCUUUACAAUCAGUUUUACAUAUUCCUUCAAGAGGGUUCCGAUACUGAAGAAUCUGGGAUGAAGAUACUGACAGCAAAGUACAUCAAGCUUAUGAAACCUCUAUCAAAGCAACUUGAAGAUGAUCCUAAAAAUAAAGAAACCAAAAUUGAGUUAGAAAGGCUAAGAUUUGAGAAAACAAUAAUCCAAUUUUUGUUUGACUGUGAAGAAUUUGACAAAAACCUAUUUAGUAAAACCGAUGAUCAAGACUUCCUAGAAUCGAUGUUAAUACAUGUAAAGUAUAAAUCUUUCCAAGAUCGGACACCUGGAGUUGAACUGCGUCAUUUUGAGCUUCAACGUAAAAUUUUAAAGACCAGCUUCAGGGAAGCUGAGCUUACUAAUGAAACUGCGAUUGAAAUAAUCAAAUCAAUAACCAAUGAUGUUUCACGAAAGCUUGAAGAAUCAAAGCUAAACUCUGAAGAUAAAAUAUUAAAGCUUGGGUAUAGAAUACAAGAGAUGCAAGCUGCUAUAGAUCGGAAUAACGCAAAAAUCAGCAAAAUUAAAGAAAUUGAAGAUAAUUUAAAUAUUAAUGCUGUUCUUGAUAAAAUUGAGCUUGAUUUAUGAAUCAUUCUUGAGCAUAAAUCUGGCUAUGAGGAUACAUACCAAAGUGUUCAAGUGGAGAAGAAAGUGGACUGAUCUUACUGAAACAAGGCGAAGUUUAUAUCUGUAGAUGAUUCGAAGCAGAAGGUGAAACCCCGAGGAUUCUUUUCAAAGUUAUUAACUCCAUUUAAGCCAAAAUAAGAGAAAGUUUAGUGAAAUUACAGAAAAAAUAAGUUACGACCAUAAGAUAGUAACAACUGUGGAAGAGUUUUGACAGGAAUUUUCAAAAUAUCCCAUUCAAAGAAAAUUGAGAACUUUGAGUAGUUUGAAUCUGCAGUCAUUGAAAGAAGUGCAAAACUUACAAAACUGUUAUACAAAAUUUUUACUCUCCGUUUCAACAUCACUGUCGGAAGUGUAUCAAGGUCAGCAAGCAUCAAAGAUGAUCUUCCCUUUGAAUGAUUACGUUACAAGGAAAUAUUUUCCGUGACCAGGUUCAUCUCUUAUAUCGCGUUCAUCAAUCAGUCAAAAGUUGCAAGAGCUAGGUGACUUAAAUACUUACUUAAAGUCGAUAUUUUCAAUGUAUAACUCUCAAGAGGCCAUAUCUGUUCCUUUAUCUUUUAGCACACACAACACUGGGAGUCAAUCCUUUGUAAUGAACCAGAAAAAUCUAGAAGAAGUAAUUGCUAGCAGUGGGUUAGAAUUUGACUUGACACGGUUAAAGAUUGAAGUGAGUUACCUAGAAAUUUUUGCUUACUAUGAUGGUCGUUGAGGAGACGAUGAAGAUGUGGGCAUGCAAGUUGAUGGAUGCAAAGUGCUGCUUAGUGAUGUUAAAAGUUGGAUUAAAGUCAUGGAGGAACAAUAA
Molecule: messenger RNA, 3317 nt
Organism: Moneuplotes crassus
Lineage: Eukaryota; Ciliophora; Spirotrichea; Euplotida; Euplotidae
Source: the annotation of a GenBank genome assembly